CGGACACGCAUUUGCUGCGUCCGUUAAAAAUAUAUAAUUAUGUGAAUGUUUUGCGGUAGUAAACGUAUAAAAUGUCUGAUAUUGUGAAGUGUAAUGUGUGUAACAUCGUUAUUGAUGAAUUGCUAGCAUAUAUACAGAAUAAAGUAUCUGUUGUAGACGAAGAGACGUUAAUAAGACUUUGCACGUCUUCAUUUACGAAGGAGGAGAUUGAAAAAUCUAAAUCUCUGUUAUACAGUGCUUUGCCAGCCGAUAAACGAAAAAUUCAACGAAAAAGAAAAGGAAAGGAGAAUCGUGAUGUGGAUGAUAUCAUAGGUAUAAUUAAAUCAACGGAUCCGGAUAUAUUACCGGUAUACGUAGCCAAACAGUUAGAAAAACUGCCACCGAUAACAUUUGAUCAUCUGGACUGCACGGCAUUGUUAAAGGAUCUAAUUAGACUUAAAAGUGACAUCGAGUGUAUUAAAUCGACGUAUGCCACAAAUGAACAGGUAGAUGAGCUUAAAACAGAGGUCAAUAAUUUAAAAUAUGCUUCAAUUCUACCUACUCCGAUUUGCAACAUUGACACAAAGCGUGGCGCCUGGAAUAUGGAUAGUGGGCCUAUAGGACUAUCGCAUGUAAACGACACUGAGCUGUCGGAUAAUAAUAAAGAACAGUUGGCAAUGAUUAGUACAAAUAACAACAAUAACGGUCGCCGUGAAUACCGAGAAGUAGUGCAAACCAAUACGCAAACUAAUACUUGUAGUAAUAAUUCCAUGCAACAGUCACAGAUUCAACGCGUUAAGUGUGUUAGAAAUUAUACGAAGCAAAACAAGCCGGUGAGUCAUCCGAGUAAUGUUUGCAAACAGAGUGCGGCGGCGGUUUCAAAUCAGCUGUGCGAUAACAGUAUGCAGCGACCGGCCGAAGUGUUUGCGGAAUACCCCCAAAAUGAAAAAAAUAGUAAUGAGAGCGAGUGGUCAACAGUGAAACGAUUUAAAAAUAAAUACCGGUUUGCGGGCAAAACGGGAGUUGCAAAAGAUGGUGAAGGAAUGUUUAAAGCGGCUGUACGAAUGAUACCAAUAUUCAUUUCUAAUAUUCACAACGACACAAAAGAUGAUGAAAUAAUUAAUUAUAUUAGACUAAAGACAAAUGAAUUGGUGACAUUGGAAAAAAUUGAUAUCAAAAAGCAUGAUAGCUACAAAGCAUAUAAAUUUUUUAUCCCACAAAGUAAAUUAGAUAUAUUCUUGGAUGAAACUAUUUGGCCUACAGGCAUAAUUUUUAGACGUUUUGUGAAUAUGAAAUAUAGAUCCAAUAAUGCAUUUAAUAAAGACGGCCUAAAAGAUAAAAAUAAUGAUGAAUAAGGAAAUAAUAAAAAUUGCUAGUUUUAACUGUAAAAAUGUAAAACGUUCCAUAGAAGGCAUCCGUGAACUUUGCUUAUGCUGUGACGUAAUUGCACUACAGGAGACCUGGCUGUUGCCGCAGGACAUACCCUAUCUCAGCAGCAUUGAUAACAACUUUAGUUACACGGGAACAUCUGCGGUGGAUACGUCAGUGGGUAUGCUGCGAGGAAGACCGUACGGCGGAGUCGCCCUAUUGUGGAAUAAAAAAGUAUUUCAGAACGUUCUUGUGUUGCAGUGUGAUAAUCCGCGCAUCUGUGCUAUAAAAAUAAUAACAAGUGAAAGACCUCUUAUAGUAAUAAGUGUCUAUAUGCCAACGGAUACGAAGGAAAAUCUGCCUGAAUUUACGGACUGUCUCGGUGCGAUGAGUGCAUUAGUGAAUGAGUAUGGCGUAGAAUCGACUUUUAUAUUGGGAGAUUUUAACGCCCAUCCUAAUGAACUCUUUUUUUAUGAACUUUUGAACUUUUGUAACGAACAAAGAUGGUUUUGCGUAGAUGUAGAUAUGUUAGGAUAUUCGUCUGAUACGUACACCUUCGUAAGUGAAGCUCACGGGUCUAAGAGAUGGCUCGAUCAUUUAGUAACGACGCAGGCUGCGAAGUGUGCUAUAUGUAAUAUAUACGUUAAAUGUGACGUAUGGUGGUCUGAUCACUUUCCUAUAGUUGCUGAGUGCAGGCUAAACGUUUUAACUCCAAAAUUAGUAAAUCAAAACAUUGUUCAUAAUGAAAUAUUAUGGGGUGAAAGAAGUAAUGAACAAAUUGAUUUAUAUUAUGCGGAAUGUAACGAAAAGCUUAAAUCUAUAGAUAUCUCUUUAGAACUUAAAAUGUGUGUAAAUUGUUUUUCAAAUAGAUGUAGCUGUAAAACGACAAUUGAUAAAUUAUAUGAUGAUAUUGUAAAUGUUCUGAGUGAUGCGGCAAAGAAAUGUAAAACUUAUAUAAAACGUAGGAAACCAGUGAUUGGCUGGAACGACUAUGUAAAGGCCGCACACAGAGAGGCUAGGCUGAAUUUUCAAAUUUGGGUAUUGUACGGUAAACCCUCAUCGGGAUAUAUAUAUGACAAGAUGAGUAAAUCGAGAAAACUGUUUAAAUCCAGGUUGAAGUGGUGUCAAGACCACCAAGACCAAAUCAAGAUGGAUCGGCUAGCCUUUCUUCAUUCCCAAAAAGAUUUUCGGGGUUUUUGGAAAAAUACCAACAAGUUGAAAGUUUCGCCUGGCCUGCCUGUGAGUGUCGACGGUGUUACCGGUUCUAAAGACAUUGCUAACAUGUUUAAAGACAAUUUCUUGGUCAAAUCUGUAACAGAGGUAGCGCCGGUGCACAAUGUUGAGCCGCCCAAUGGUAACUUGGCUACUUGUAUAACGGAGGAGGAUGUGGUCCGCACAAUUAAAUCAAUUGCCAAAGGAAAAUCUCCUGGUCACGACGGGCUCAGCAUUGAGCACAUUUUGUACGCGGGGCCGCAUAUCGCAAAAGUCCUGAGCAUGUUUUAUUCGCUGUGCCUUAACUGUUCAUACUUGCCAUCGAAACUUACGAAAACUGUGGUUGUCCCUGUAGUAAAAAAUAAAACGGGAAAUUUAUCAGAUAAAAAUAAUUACAGGCCCAUAUCGUUGGCGACGAUUGCGGCGAAGGUCCUGGACGGAAUACUGAAUACUAAGUUGAAUCAAUAUGUAAAAAUUCACGACAACCAGUUCGGCUUCCGUCCGGGACUUUCCACAGAAAGUGCGAUCUUAUGCCUUAAACAAACGAUUGAUUAUUAUACUUCUCGAAAUACUAGAGUGUUUGCUGGUUUCCUUGAUUUGUCUAAGGCUUUCGACCUGGUUUCCUAUGAAACACUAUGGAAGAAAUUAGAUGAACAAAAAGUUCCUAAUAACAUCGUAAAAAUUCUCCAAUUCUGGUACGGAAGCCAGGUCAAUGUUGUUAAGUGGUCUAAUAUGUACUCAGAUCCGUAUAAGCUGGAGUGUGGUGUAAGGCAAGGAGGACUAACUUCCCCUAUCUUGUUUAACCUGUACGUCAAUGACCUGAUCGUUGCGCUGAGCAGUCAACAUGUCGGCUGCCAUGUUGAUCAAGUCUGUGUAAAUAAUAUUAGUUACGCAGAUGACAUGGUGCUGCUGAGCGCAUCGGUCUGUGGCCUGAGGAAAUUACUAGGGAUUUGCGAAAAGUACGCGAUUAACCACGGUUUAAUUUAUAAUGUAAAGAAAAGUGAAUACAUGAUAUUUGAGAAAUGUGGUAGGAAUCGUGAUAUAAAUCCUGUACCUGACAUUAAACUCUGUGGCUCCAUUUUGAGUAGGGUAUAUCAGUUUAAGUACCUAGGACACAUCAUUACCACGGAUCUCAACGACGACUGUGACAUAGAAAGGGAGCGGAGGGCGUUAUCGGUGAGGGCCAACAUGAUUGCUCGCAGGUUUGCUCGCUGCUCAAAAGAGGUAAAAAUUACUCUUUUCAGAGCAUACUGCACAAGCUUCUAUGCGAGUAGUCUAUGGGCGAGCUACAAGCAAAAGUCCUAUAACGCCCUUCGCGUUCAGUACAACAACGCAUUUAGGUUGUUGAUGGGGCUGCCUCGCUUCUGUAGCGCUUCAGGGAUGUUCGCAAAAGCGCGCGUUGACUGCUUUUAUGGCACAAUGCGGAAAAAAUGCGCAUCUCUGGUGCGUAGGGUGCGAGCCAGCCCGAACAACGUCCUCAACAUGAUUGCCUGCAGGCUAGAUUGUAAAUAUGUAAGUUACUGCCUAAAGCUCCACAUGGCGGUGAAUAAUUGUAUAUAGUAUCCAUUUAUAUUGUUACUAACAUAGUUAAUAAGUGUUUUUACUAACAAAAUUAUGAG
Papilio machaon (common yellow swallowtail) is the source of this 4178-nucleotide messenger RNA. RefSeq lists its product as uncharacterized. The transcript has a single exon. The record is from RefSeq and is a predicted model, not a curated record. Gene Ontology annotation, molecular function: catalytic activity. Bases 1324 to 4119 code for a protein of 931 amino acids. Lineage: Eukaryota; Metazoa; Arthropoda; Insecta; Lepidoptera; Papilionidae.